Molecule: messenger RNA, 3942 nt
Organism: Candidozyma duobushaemuli
Lineage: Eukaryota; Fungi; Ascomycota; Pichiomycetes; Serinales; Metschnikowiaceae
Gene: SGS1
Product: ATP-dependent DNA helicase
Exons: 2
Coding region: 1-3942 (1313 amino acids)
Biological process (GO): double-strand break repair via homologous recombination; DNA replication
Cellular component (GO): cytoplasm; nucleus; chromosome
Molecular function (GO): nucleic acid binding; four-way junction helicase activity; 3'-5' DNA helicase activity
Source: RefSeq, a predicted model, not a curated record
AUGGCGAUUUUAAACAACCUCAAGGAGCUACGAACGUGGGUAGACGCGUCGCAGCCGCAGAUCCCGCCGCCGUGGCAUGUCCAGAUUCUAGAACGCCAGGGACUGGAAAAUCGAAGAGAUGGAGCUUUCAAAAUGCCUUUCCAAGCUCUACCGAGAGGUCCUCAAGGAGCUGAUCGGGUCCCUGAAAGCAACGGAAACUCCCAAAACGGGACUGCUUUGCCUAAAGAGAAGACAAACUUUCAGUCUAUUCCAGAUUCCAGACCUAGUCUACCGAAAGCAGCAUCUACAACUAACAGCCUUCAAACAUCUACAUCUUAUGGCCUACAAUCCAGAAACAACGAUCCAGCACCAGGCCCGCAUAUGGCCUCCACCCAGCUCAACCAGCUCGACGAUUUGUCCGAUUUCAGUGAUUCUGAGCUGCUCAAACUUAUAGAUACAAAGGCACUCCCGCCUCUUAAGGUUAAACCACAGACUACGCUAGAUCAACUACCGAGAGUGCAGCCGAAACCCGUCCAGCCGGAGCCGGUGAAGCUUAAAGCUGUGUCGAAACCCGAUAACGACGUCGAAAAGCUCCAGGCGUAUAUACGGCUCUGUGAGGAAAAGAUCAACUUGUUGGUGAAGAGGCACUCAGUCAACGAGAGCACAUCGCUUUCUCUCGACGCCAAAAACCAGUGGGUUUCCAAGAACUUUGCAAACAAAUUCAGCGCCCUAGAUGCUCAGCAGCUGCGUAUGAGGGCGGGUUUCACGUUUCUUGAUCCGCUCCCGAAUGAAGACGACUUGUCGAAGCUUUCUAGCUUCUCUGAGGCACCUCAACCAAACCUCGGUAUUCCUUCAAGCAUCCGCGUCGAUUCGCCACUUCAGUCGUCACAGCCGCUUCCAAGAGCUGAAAAUCAUACAGCCAGAGGUUCCUACUUCUCCGUUCAACUUCUCGCCCUUCUCGCCUACGCAAAGAGCCGCCCUCAGGAUAACGAGUUUGAAAGAAACAAGGAAGAGGCUCGCCAGAUCAUCAUGGAAACUCGUCGACAAAAAGAAAAUGGAGAACCACCUCGCCAGUCUAUGUUCGUGGAUGAAGACGACAUGGAGGACGACUUUGGUGAAGAGUACAUGGACGGUUUGAGAUCUUCUCAGGCUGACGACAGAGACACAGAUCUCAGUGGCUUCAUUGCUGUAGAUGAUGUUGAAUCGAUUGACGACACCUAUGUUAGUCCUCGAGCUACACAGGCUGAUUCUGACCAGGACGAAAGUGAGAUCGAGGACAGUGCCCCACGCCUGCCUGAAGGAAACGAUAUGGACGACGAGUUGGCGAAUAUCAAGUUGUCCCAGGACGUUGCUGAAAGAUACGGCCUCAAAUACAACACGCAACCGGGAGAGAAAACCGAUGAGGACAAUCAGAUUGACCUAGUUGAGGUUAGUGACGAAGAGGAGGAAGCCAACCCCAUGGACUUCACCACGCAGCUCAAUGAGGCUCGUGAUGAGAUUGUCGAAAUUCCAUCGGAGGAUGAUAUGGAUGAUGAAGAUAUGGCAGCGCUCAAUGAGUUAUCUCAUACCAGAAUCAAAGUAGAGCCCAAUCAAGUCGUUAUUAGUGAUGAGGAUUUCAGUGACGAUGAUGACGAAUUGCUUCAGCUCUCCAAAUCCGUCGGAAAGCUGAGCCAAUCUGAGAGAACGGUGCUUCCUGGAUCUGAGAAGUUUAUUAACGAAGUCUACGAUGUUUUAGAGAAAACCUUCAAGCUCAAAAGCUUCCGUCCCAACCAAUUGGAGGUUGUUUGUUCCACUCUCAACGGCAAAGACGUCUUCGUAUUGAUCCCAACUGGAGGUGGUAAGUCCCUUUGUUAUCAGCUUCCAGCGCUCGUGAGAAAUGGAAAAUCAAAGGGCACGACGCUUGUCAUUUCACCAUUAAUCUCUUUGAUGCAAGAUCAGGUCCAACAUUUGCUUGACAAAAACAUUCGUGCUGGGAUGAUCAGUUCCAAGGGCUCUAGUGAAGAGAGGAAUGCUACUUUCAAGUCUCUCACCUCAGGUCAGCUCGAUCUCGUUUAUUUGUCGCCUGAGAUGGUCAACAACUCCGUACGUGUGCAGAAGGUACUCACCAAGCUUUAUGAAAACGAUAUGCUUGCUAGAGUCGUGGUGGAUGAGGCGCAUUGUGUCAGUUCCUGGGGACAUGACUUUAGACCCGACUACAAAGGCAUGAGUAUGUUCAAGCAGCAGUACCCUACAGUCCCUGUCAUGGCACUUACAGCGACCGCUAACGAAAAGGUGAGACUAGAUAUUGUCCACCAUCUCCGCAUGUCUAAUCCCGUUUUGCUAAAACAGAGUUUCAACAGAACAAAUCUCUUCUACGAGGUGAAGAGCAAACCAUCUAACCUCUACGAAUGGAUCCGGGACUACAUUAUGCAAAACAGGCGGGGACAGACAGGAAUUAUCUAUUGUCACUCCAAGCAGUCUUGUGAGACUACUUCGCAGAAACUUAAUGAAUAUGGAAUACGCUCAAUGUUCUACCAUGCUGGCAUGGACCCCAAUGAGAGAUUCGACGUACAAACAAAAUGGCAGCACGAUGAGUUGCAAUUGAUCUGCGCUACAAUUGCUUUUGGAAUGGGUAUUGAUAAGCCGGAUGUUCGGUUUGUCAUUCACAUGUAUAUUCCACGUUCCUUGGAGGGAUAUUACCAGGAGACUGGUCGUGCUGGAAGAGAUGGUGAAGAGAGUGAAUGUAUCAUGUUCUAUUCAUAUAAAGACGCUCGAAGUCUUCAGAGUUUGAUCCAGAGAGACGACAAGCUUGAAGAGGAAGCUAGGGAAUCGCACUUAUCAAAAUUGAAGCAGGUUGUGCAAUAUUGCGAGAACAAGUCGGAUUGCCGCAGAAAGCAGGUGUUGCAUUUCUUCAACGAGGAGUUUGAUCCGAAAAAGUGCAACAAGAAGUGUGAUAACUGCUGCAGUGACACUGUAGCCGUCGUGAAGGAUGUUACAGAACACUGCCAAAAUAUCGUCAAGCUCGUUCAAGAGAUUCAGCUGGACAAGGUUACAACGAUUCACUGUCAAGACGUUUACAGGGGCUCUAGAAGUGGAAAGAUUUUGAAAAUGGGCCACCACGAAAGUCAGUACCAUGGUCUCGGAAACGGGCUUGAUAGAGGUGCAAUUGAGAGAAUCUUCUUCCACUUGCAAAGCGAAGGUUGUCUUUUAGAAUACCAGGUUAUGAAAGGUGGUUUUGCUUCUUCAUAUGUCAAGCUCGGGCCUAAUGCCAGGCCCUUGAUGAACGGAUCGAAGCGAAUCAAGCUUAGUUUCGCGCAAGCAGACUCGGCAAAGAAGGGUGAAAGGACCAGACUCGUUGCAUCCGGUAAUGGCAAUGGUCUCAACACUUUCCGUUACCAAGAUUCAUUCGUAAGUGCCCGUGAAAUGAGAAAUCAAGAGCAGGAAAAAGAGAAUCUCUACCAGGCUUCCAAAACGAAGAUCACGCUUCCAAGGCAGACAUUCAACGGUCAGAUCAAUGCCAAUAAUGAGGAUGCUGUGGAGCGGGCUUUUGGCGAGCUUCGGAAAAUCCGUCAUCAAAAGCUGCAAGAGCUCAGGUUUGCCAGGCCAAACUACCUUCUCGGAGACGACGCGCUCAAAGAAAUGGCAAUCAAGCUUCCUACAAACGCUCGGGACUUUGGAAAACUUGAUAACAUCAGCAAGGACCAAGCGCCGUAUUUCCAGUAUUUCAAAAAGACUUUGGGCGCCUUGGCCAGAGAACGGAAAAAGGCCUCCCCGGAUUACCCCUCUCAGAGUACACAAGGAAACAGCACAAUCAGUGAGCACACAUCACAGUAUUUUCCACCUACUCAGAAAAAGCGGUCCCAAUCACAUAAGGGUCCAUCCCAGAAGAGGCACAAGACAGGGAGAGGUGGUUCCAAGAGUCAGGGACACAAGAAGAAUAACAACGGUUCAAACCCUGGCCUAAUCAGGCUGAUGCCCAUAUAA